AUGUGGGUUGACAAGGUCACACUCCUGGACGGCACACCCAUUUUUUUCGCUGUCAACCAUGAUGUCUCGCCCACCGCUGUUCAGCCUUGUGGAGUGCUCGGUACAUACCUGUCAGAGGCAAAAGCGAGGAGGAUUGGCAAAGCAUGGAUAUAUGACCAGCUUAUGGACCUCGGAGUUCAUAUCGAUUUGCCCCUUCCAACCCAAGACGGAUACGUACGCACGGAAGCGGCUUGGAGGAGGUCGGAAUGGAGGCGGACCGCUGAUGGCAGUUGGGGUUACUCGAUCAGUGACUAUUCUCCGAGCUGGCUCGCUCUGGUUGUGUAUAUAACCGAGCAUGUUAUCGACGAUUCAGAUGAUGAGGAGGAGUAUCAAGACAGUGACGAUGGAGCUUAA
This is a messenger RNA of Letharia columbiana, 393 nucleotides long. RefSeq lists its product as uncharacterized. The transcript has a single exon. The coding region runs from base 1 to 393 and encodes 130 amino acids. The record is from RefSeq and is a predicted model, not a curated record. Lineage: Eukaryota; Fungi; Ascomycota; Lecanoromycetes; Lecanorales; Parmeliaceae.